UAAAGCUCAGCGGUCUCACUGUUCUGUCGGUCUUUAUUUUCUACCUUUUCCCACCCAUCUCGAAAUCAGGUAAAAGCUGCCCGAAAUUACACAAUGUCUGAGGAAAAGAAGAACGGCGAUGAGUUAAAUGACCUGCUGGACAGUGCUCUGCAGGACUUUGACAAGAGUGGUGCAGGAGACAAGCAGGACAAACCCUCUUCCUCGGAUGCAGUGGCCACCGAAGGAGCUGAGGGCUCUGAGGAUCCCGAUGCGUUUUUCAUUGAGCAGGCCAAGGUGUUGGCCGAUCGCAUGAACACGCUUUUCGGCGGUCCGAACACGCCCAGCGGCGACAUCCCGCCACUACCGCAGGAUCCCGACCAGAUCAUGGCCGGAUUCAAGAAAAUGGCCGAGGCCGCUGCUCUCACCUUGAGCGGCGAGAACUCCGCCACCGACGAGGAUGUCUCCAAGUAUUCAGACAGCAUUUCGCAGGCACUGAAGGGCCUGCAGGAGGGUUCCGAGAACCUGACCGCACCCGCUUCGGAGAACGACAUCGCCAGCAUGUUUGGCUCCUUGAAUCUGGAGGGGGCUGGAGAAGGCGAUGGUAACAUGUUCCUGCCCUUCAUGGAGGGCAUGAUGCAGAGCCUGCUCUCGGCGGAGAUUCUGCUGCCGAGCAUACGUGAGCUGCUGGAGAAGUACCCCAAGUACCUCGAGGAGAACGACAGCAAACUGUCGGCCGAGGACAAGGAGAGAUACCAGAAGCAAAUGGAGCUGUACAAAGUGAUCGAGGAGCAUUUACAGAGCGAAAAGGCCGACGAUUCCGCUGCCGUAAAACGCGAGAAGUUCCGCGUUGUUCUGGACGACAUGCGCAAGCUGCAAGACUACGGACAGCCACCGCCAGAGAUUCUGGCUGAGACGGGUGGUGACCUGCCCUUCGGCGAUCCCCAGGCCGCCGUUGCCGCCGGAGCACCUGGUCCCCAGUGCCCCACCAUGUAGUGGCUUGAGGAGCUCGGUCCUCCUCGUGGUGUGCCAAUUGGUUAACUGUUGAGUGUUGCACAUUUAUUAGGCUAAGCAAUUUGUAUUUUAUUUUAUCCCCGACAAAACAAUUCGGCGGUCGCUAAUGGUUAUCAUCUCUCUUCAAACGAUCUAUUAUUAUUUUGUAUUAUCAGUUGGUUUAUUAAGUUGUCUAUACCUAAAUACAAUGCCUCGAAAUACAAGCUA
Molecule: messenger RNA, 1197 nt
Organism: Drosophila ficusphila
Lineage: Eukaryota; Metazoa; Arthropoda; Insecta; Diptera; Drosophilidae
Gene: Pex19
Product: peroxisomal biogenesis factor 19
Exons: 5
Coding region: 94-972 (292 amino acids)
Biological process (GO): protein import into peroxisome membrane
Cellular component (GO): peroxisome; peroxisomal membrane
Source: RefSeq, a predicted model, not a curated record